Messenger RNA from Elgaria multicarinata webbii, 4855 nucleotides. RefSeq names its product transforming growth factor beta receptor 3 (gene TGFBR3). NCBI's taxonomy places the organism in Eukaryota, Metazoa, Chordata, Lepidosauria, Squamata, Anguidae. Gene Ontology annotation, cellular component: cell surface. Gene Ontology annotation, biological process: regulation of transforming growth factor beta receptor signaling pathway; epithelial to mesenchymal transition; cell migration. The transcript is spliced from 17 exons. The coding region runs from base 288 to 2828 and encodes 846 amino acids. The record is from RefSeq and is a predicted model, not a curated record. Gene Ontology annotation, molecular function: glycosaminoglycan binding; transforming growth factor beta receptor activity; transforming growth factor beta binding.
AGCGCUUCUUCUGGGCAGCCGGGUUGGAUCGCUGGCGCUUUCCCCAAGGCAGGCGAGCGGGAUGCGGAGGGCGUAAGGCGGGACGCGGCUGCAAACUCGCGGGGCGGGUGUGGAAGUGCCGAGGCGAAGUUGCAGCCCCGCGGCGCUCUGCCUUGACAGAUCUCCGGAGAGGUAAUUACAAGUCUGGAAGACUCUUUCAAAGCAUCUGCAAUAGAUCCUUUUCUUCUUUUUUCAAUUGACAAAGAACUGUAAAGGAAGUCGGUCCGAGGAACCCUGGUGUGGCAAAAAUGAAUUCGAGUUGCAUCAUUCCAGUGUUUGCUUUGAUGAUUGGGUGUUUAGCAUCUGCAGGUCCUGUGCCUACAAAUGAGUGUGUUUUGUCACCUGUCAACAGCUCACAUCCAGUUCAAGCCUUGCUUGAGAGUUUUACAGUCUUAGCUGGCUGUGCAAGCAAAGGGACUGCUGGAUUGCCGCAGGAAGUUCACGUCCUCAAUCUUAGGAGCCCUGAAGAAGGCUUCGGCCACCAUGAAAGAGAGGUUGCUUUACAUUUGACUCCGAUUUCUUCCGUUCAUAUCCACCAGAAGCCAUUGGUGUUCUUAAUGAACUCUCCUGUGCCCAUGGUGUGGAAGGUGAAAACGGAACGGCUUGCCCAAGGGAUUCCAAGACUUUUCAUUGUUUCAGCAGGUUCCUUUGUGCUGUUUGAGAAGGAAAACUUCUCCUUGUCGGCCAAAAUAGAGGAAAAGCCCCUCCCACAAGGAAAUAAGUAUCUGUUACAGUGGGCCCAGAAGGAAUAUGGGGCAGUAACAUCUUUCACUGAACUCAAAAUAUCCAGAAACGUUUACAUCAAAGUGGGUGAAGAUCACUUUUUCCCUACAAGAUGCAAAAUAGAAAAGAACUUUAUUUCUCUGAACUACCUUGCGGGAUAUCUACAAACAAAGGCAGCAGAGGGUUGCAUUGUGUCCAGCAUUGGCAACGAAAGAGAAGUUCAUAUAAUUGAACUAAUCACACCAGACUCUCAUCGAUACACUGCUUUCCAGGUGGAUAUCAUCAUUGACAUUCGACCAUCUCGGCCAGACACCACACUUGUCAGGGAUCUUGUACUUAUCCUGAAGUGCGAAAUGCGUGUCAAUUGGGUCAUCAAGUCACAUGACGUGAAGGGGAAACUGGAAGCGAUUGCAGCAAACAGUGUUGGCUUUGGAAAAGAAACUGAACGUUCUAUGAUGAUGACUAAAACCAUAUUAUCUGAUAUCCCCUCCUCUCAUGAGAGUCUGAUCACAUGGGCUUAUUCCCGUGGCUAUCAUCCAGUUACCUCUUAUACAAAAGCACGCAUUGCUAAUCGAUUUCACCUACGGCUCGAGGACACUGAAGAAAUGAAUGAUGAGGAGGACCACUUCCUUCCACCAGAGCUGCAGGAACUGUUGCGUGGGGUCAGCCCACUGUCCCCUCCAAUCCCACCCUUGGGUGGUGGAGACGUCCAUUUUGACUUCCUCCCUGACGAUCACGAAGGAGCGCUGCCAUCAACUGAUACCAUGGACACGAUCAUGGCCAAUCAUGGCUUUGACAAGCUCCUUACAAAAGUUACGGAACCAGAAGAAGUGCAGGGGAGCGUUGAUGUUGCCCUGUCAGUAAAAUGUGAUGACACAUCAAUGACUGUCGCUGUAGCAAAAGACUCCCUGGAGGCUAGUGGCUACAUUGGGGCGCAACUCUCUCUGCUGGAUCCUAAAUGCCGAGCUAAAGCAAACAGGACCCAUUUUAUCUUGGAGUCAUCGCUGCAUGAUUGUGGGACUCAACAGAUAGUCUACCCCUUUGAUAACGUUGUAUAUCUGAAUUCUAUUGUUAUUCAACUGUCAUCACCAACUGAAGCCAGUGGCUGGGCGGUUGAUUAUGAAGACAUGGAAUCAGGGGAUAACGGAUUCCCUGGUGACACAGAUGAAACAGAAAUCACGUUUUCCAGUCGGCCUGAAAUUGUGGUGUUCAACUGUACAUUCCAUCAACCGAAAGCGCCGAAGCCUCCUAUGUACUGGCCACGUGAAACACACUUCGGCAAUGUGACCUUUGGCAUGGAACUUUACGAGACGGCCCUCUUCAAUACCCCAACUCAAGGGUUCUUCUCUGUUGAAGAGAACGGCCAGAUUUUUGUUGAGAUUUCUGUGACCAAGGCUGAGAGAUCCCUGGGCUUUGCAAUCCAGAUGUGCUUUAUUUCUCCACAUUCAUACCCUGAUAAAAUGUCAGAGUACACCAUUAUUGAAAACAUUUGUCCUAAAGACGAAUCUGUAAAAUUCUACUAUAUCCCAAAGGCUAACUUUCCCAUCCUCAGUGCACAAACGGACAAAAAGCGUUUUAGUUUCAUGUUUAAAUCCAUAUUCAACACCUCCCUUCUCUUUCUGCACUGUGAGGUGACCUUAUGCACGAAGAAAGAAAAAGAUACUCCAGGAUUGCCGAAGUGCGUCCUUCCUGAUGAAGCCUGCACCUUUCUCAAUGUUGACAUGAUCCUAGCGAUGAUGCAGAAUAAGCAAACCUUCACCAAGCCCCUUGCUGUGAUAACUUCUAAAGCGAAGCCAGAAGAUAAAUCUUCCUACGCCAAACCUCCUGAAGGCUUACCACCUGUCUUCUAUGGCCUGGACAGUGUGACGGUCGUGGGUAUUGCCUUUGCAGCCUUCGUGAUUGGUGCACUGCUGACGGGAGCAUUAUGGUUUAUCUAUUCCCACACAAGCGAACCGGCAGGAAGACAGCAGGUACCCACAUCCCCACCAGCCUCUGAAAACAGCAGUGCGGCCCACAGUAUUGGAAGCACACAGAGCACCCCAUGUUCCAGCAACAGCACUGCCUAACGCAGGGGGUAGGGUGCAAGUCCACGGAGCAACUUUAGGAGAGCAGAAGAGGUUCAGAAGGAGAUGUUUGUUGUUGUUUGCUUCGAUUGGUUUGGAUUCUUUGACAAAACGAGGAGAGAUUUCCUUCACUGUUGUGUCUCUCCAGGGUAAACACGGUCCUUGAACCUCUUGCGGCAUGCUUGGCUAACACACGACAAAGCUACUAUUUAUAUACAGCUGUGGAUUGUGUAAAGGGGUCCACAGGCUCUCAAUGUGAAACACAAGCCAGGUUCUUCCCCCACCAUAAAUGCUGCUUUGUCUGUACAGAAUCACAGCGUCGGGUUCCGCAAAUGUCAAGGAGACACAAGGUGUCCAUUAAGGGAUUUCAGUCUCAUAAGCUGGGGUAAAGAUUUUGUUUUCCAUCUCCCCACCCCCCACGUUCCGACCUCCCUUUGGUAAAGGGAUUCCAUCUCAUCCGAACAAGAAAGUUUCAAAUGCAGAGUGAUUUGCCAUUUUUUUAAAAAAAUAUCAUUGAUUUCUGCAGCUGCACAUUUCACGGUAGCUACUUGAUUAUUUGUAUGAUUGUUGAGCUUGACACGGUGCAGCAUUUUGCCUGCUGUCAUGUUGUCCUCCGCUGAAAAGAUUUGCAUUCCUCAAGUGUAGUCUUCGGUAGCAAGCAGAAACCAAAGCAUCAGAACUAUGGGUAAAAAAAAAAGUUUGGAUUAGAUAUUUCUAAUGACUCCCCUAUAUACUUAUUCAUACACCUGAAAGCUUGUUUGUAUACAUAAUGCAACUUUAAGUGUUGUCCCAUUUCUCCCCCAUUCUCACUGCCCUUACUGGGAACUACUAAUCUUCAUUCAUAACCAAACGGUUAGUCUCAUCUCUUUAUCCAGAAACCCUUUCCAGCCUGGUGUCUACCACCUGCUACCUGUAGUCCGGCAAUUUUCAUACAAGGCAUCAUAUGGUUGGUCCACCUCCAGGGCUUGCUUCAUGCAUGAUAGCGCCUGUGAGCACAAGCCGCUCCUGCACAUGCAACAGCUUUCCCGUUCACUACAAUACUAGGCACAGCUUCCUGUGUGUGCAGAACUAUCCCCAAAAUUACAGUGAAUGAGGAAACCAUGUGCACAUUGAAGCACCAAUGGAGCUGUAAUCUGAGGGUUAUUGCAUGUACUAUAAUACCAAAUAUACAUGCUUAGCACUUGUGUGUUCAGGAUGGGGUUAUGUUAUGGGCGAAUUUUAAGCCUUUGGCACACCUAAAUAUACCUCUGAAAAUGUGGAAACGGCUAAAAAUCAGGAAAAAGGUAGAAAAGAAAAUCGCAGCCGAGACAUUUUGAGCGCUGUCCAUUAUGGGACAGAUGGUUUUGUUUUGUGGGCUCAAAGUGACCUAGAAGGAUAUUCUUUCUAGACCUGCCUAUGGAGUACAAGCAUUUCUAAUUUUGGCUCAAGUACAUCCAGAUUUAUCCACUGUUUGAAAGUGACCCACAAUGUAUGCAUAGACAUCACUGUCUUUUUAAAUUAAGACUAGGCUGUUCAUUUUCUCAUUUUACCCCCACACCAUAAGAAUGCUCUACAAUGUCUACAUUAUCAACAACCAGCUUUUUUAUUAUUUGGGUCAGACCUCCAUUAUUUAUUGUUCCAACUUUUCCUCAAUUUUAUGGUGAUUGUAUGUUUUUAGUAUUCAGGGGAGACAACUAGUGAGCAAAUUGUUUUGCAUGACUCACCAUAUAUAGGAAUGAACUGACUCCUACAUUUUGCAUCCAAUGGCUAGUUAGCCAUCUCAAUUGGAUAUAUCCUAAAGUAGCAUUUGGAAUGCAAAAAGAGCAAACCGGUACCAGUAUUCACAAUAUUCUUUAGAACUCCUGCCUCCCCCUAGCUGUAAAAUACCUCCCUGAUAAAAACUGGAGGAUGUGAUUUGAAACUGUCAUAAUAUUAAGUUGCCACUUUCUGAACUGAAUCUUGGCCUUCUGGAUCCUUCCUCUUGAAAACAAAUUAAGUGCUGCUCUCCCUUUGCAGACUAUCAGAAGUGCUGUUCUAAUAGCCUUGUUGCU